GCAUCUCUCCUUCUCACUGCACCAGGGCUGAGGGACUCUUCGUCCCCUCGCUUCCCUCACUGCAGAUUUAACUCAUUUCCAUCAGCGCAGUCAUCUUUUUUUUUUUUCCUUGCUUUUUACUUGCUGCUUUUGACAGAUGCAUUGCAUUCAUCUCUUUCUGUAUGCCAGGAUCUAAGGAUUUAUUUAUUAAAAACGUGGGUUGUCCUGUUAAAUGGAAUUAAAAGGGGGACGUUUACAGAGGACAGUGCUUAAAACUGGGACUCCGACUAGGACUUGGUCUUUUCUUUAUGCUAGUAGAGUGGAUUCCCCUUUUGUUGCACUGCCAGUGUUUUGUUCAGGGCGACAGACAUACUGAGAAAGGAGUUGUAGGACCUCAUACCUCUACAACUAAACAGAACGCAUACUUCAAAGGACCAAAGCAAGUUAGAAAAUCUCUGGUUCCAUCAAGCACUUGAGGAGAAGGUGCUAAGCCUUCCCUGCCAAUGCUUCAGAAUGUCACAACAAAAAUGCAAGUAAUAAGUUUAUGGGAUAAAUAUAAGGAUUGCCGAUUGAUCCCCACACCCCUCUCUGCAAGUGUCUGCCACAGGAUUGCUGAGGAGUCGAAGUGAGUGGAGCGCUGAGUUAUUCAGCUGGCCUCUCGUUGCUCCAGGAGAGUCCUUCCACCUGCCUGCAUGGGAGUCUGACAUUUAACACUUUCAUCAGCUACUGGACUUUUACAUUUGUUUGUCUUUUGCAACUUGCAGUCCAGAACACUGAGAGGCAAGUUUGCACAUUUGGAUUUAAAGUUUAAAUCACUUUAAUGGCAGAACAUCCAGACAUUUUGAUGCACUUGGUUUUACCUCAUUCUGCCUAGGGAUGCCUUGUAAACACAUUUUCCCCCCAGCGCCAUGUGUGCUGAGAGAGCUGUGACAUUAUCUCCUGCGGAGAUCCCCAUGUUGUUCUAGCCUGUGACUGUGUUUUGAUUCAGACAAUAGCUGGGCAUACAUGGGUUCCAGACACUGACCAGACGACCACCAAAAUAAGGGAAGCCUGCUGUUACAUAGUAAACACACUAGCACCCAUGGCACAGUGAAACUUUGGAUUGAAUUGAAUCGUUGAUUCGCAGAGAUGGAUUUAAUUUUCUUCUCCAGAGUUUGGUAUACACCAAGAAAGACUCCUGAAAACCUUUUUUCCCCCCUAAGUAAUGGUUACCUAAAAUGUAUUUUUUGAAAGGUAACUGCACUGCAAAUUUUAUCUGAUCUCUAGGUGGGAAAUAGGAGCCGUAUGCUGCUGACUUAUUUGAUCUCCUGUGAGGAUCUGUCAAGAGAGAAGAGCAUUGUGUUUUGCUUCAUGCUUUAACCUCUUCAUAUGGUGUCCUCGCUGGCAUGCUCUGUGCUCUCCGCCCUUGUGAGGACAGCUUAUGCCCUCAGCCUCCCAGUGGCAACCCUUGUUAGAAUCAGACGAUGAGGCCACAGACUGGCAGGCAAAGCAGCAGGGAAAUUCGCCUUUGGAAUAGAUGCUGGCCACAGCACUGAUGUUACCCUGCUUUAGAUCUACUGAAGGAAUACAGCUUUUUUUUUUUCUCUGCUCCUGACUGUUACCCACCCACUACUUUCACUAACCAUGAGUGAUUGGAAAAGGAGAGCUAAACAGGUUGUCCUACCCUCCCAGAAGCUCUAUUGAUUUUCCUCCAGUCAGUGUUCAUUUGACUGAGACCCAGCUAUGUGAGAGUAAGGUGAAAGAGAGAGUGAGUGUGCUAGAGAGAGUAUUGAGCUCCAUUAAACUGAGGGAGGCUGCAGACACCCAGUGUAGAGCAGGUUGGGCAGGCAGUUCUCCAGUUUCAGGCUAGCUGCCUUAUGGGUGGCACACCACAAACCUGACCCACCUGGAUAGCACCCAGAACAAUGAACCAGUCUGAACUGACAACGGACCCGGUGCUCACUGCCAACAGCAGCCAUGGAGACUUCUUUCCUGGCAGGGCCUCAAACCACUCUUGUCCCUUGGGAUGGGGGCUGAACGAAGGCCUAGAGGCUUGCGCCCUGGAGACUGCUGUCAUUGUACUUCUGACAGUGCUCAUUAUUGCAGGGAACCUGACGGUGAUCUUUGUGUUCCAUUGUGCCCCUCUGCUACACCACUACACCACCAGCUACUUCAUUCAGACCAUGGCCUACGCUGACCUGCUGGUGGGUCUUAGCUGCCUGGUGCCCACCCUGUCUCUUCUCCACUACCCAGCAGGUGUCCAGGAGCCAGUCACAUGUCAGGUCUUCAGCUAUGUGAUCUCUGUUCUGAAGAGUGUUUCAAUGGCCUGCUUGGCUUGUAUCAGUGUGGACCGCUACCUGGCCAUAACUAAACCACUAUCUUACAACCAGCUGGUGACGCCAUGCCGGCUACGAGGCUGCAUCACCCUAAUCUGGGUCUACUCUAGCUUGGUUUUCUUGCCCUCCUUCUUUGGGUGGGGUAAGCCAGGCUAUCAUGGGGACAUUUUUGAGUGGUGUGCUCAUUCGUGGCCCACCUCUGCCCUUUUUACAGGCUUUGUGGUGUGUUUGCUCUAUGCACCUGCUGCACUUGUGGUUUGUUUUACCUAUUACCAUAUCUUUCGCAUUUGCCAGCAGCACAACAGGGAGAUCAGUGAACGACGGGCACGUUUCCCCAGCCAGGAGAUGGAGGCUGGUGAGGGGGGUGGCGGUGGGCAUCACGGAGGGCAUGGACCAGAUCGGCGCUAUGCGAUGGUGCUCUUCCGCAUCACCAGCGUUUUCUAUAUGCUUUGGUUGCCCUACAUAAUCUACUUCCUGCUAGAGAGCUCCCAUGUGCUGGAUAGCCCUGCCCUCUCCUUCAUCACCACCUGGCUGGCAAUUAGCAACAGCUUUUGUAACUGUGUCAUCUACAGCCUGUCUAAUAGUGUGUUCCGCCUGGGCAUGCGUAGACUCUCGCAGACGAUUUGCUCCUUCAGCCACUGCGCAGCCGAUGACAGGGACUUUGGGGAACCUAAACCAAGGAAGAGGGCAAACUCAUGCUCCAUCUGAAGGGAUGACUUUUACAGGAUGAGGAUAAUCCUGGAAUCUAUGAAUGGGAAACAGGAGCUUAGCAGCUAGUUAACUUUCAGUUAAAUUGGCAGGGCUUAACCAAGCAGAAAACAAUUUCUGUUGUAUUAGCCUAUUGGCUGACACAAGUGAUAUUGCCUUGGUCACAAUAAACCAUGGUUUAUUGCAUUACAAGCUUUUCAAGGAGAUGGAUGCAGUGUCUAAACAGAGAUUUAAUGAGAUGGGCACUCUGUGAUGGCUUUUAUUCUAUUGUAUGUAAUUUAGCUGUGGAUCACAUAGAAAGUUGUCUCCCCAUGGCUUUCUCAGUGUUUACAUCUCACUGUAUGUCAUCAGCCAGGUCAGACAUAGUGGGAAGACAAAACUGUAAACUCUAAAAGAUUCACAAAUAUUUCCUCAGACAUCAAAUGUGACCACACCAUUUCAUGCCUGUUAAAUUUGUUGUUGUGAUUUGGAUCGACCUUCUAGUCUCCGUACUUUCUAUGACUGUCAUUAGCAGAGACAAGAUAACCUACACUUACUUGUGUUCACAAACCUGUUUAAAGGUUGUAAAUGGAUAUUUAAUUUUUUAACUGUAUAAACACACAGUGACAAUGACGACAGCCAUUAUGCUGCUGAUAAAUAACAUGGCGUAUGGCCUUGACUGUUUUCUAGAGGAAAGUGAACAGUCCCUUUCUGCUGAAGUAUUUGUGUUGAGUCUGUAAACAUGAUGUGGGCAGGUGAACAGGAGAGAGAUGCAAAAAAAAAAAAGUCACGAUGUACCGGUCAGGUGUUCUGCCACAUUUUUUCCUAUCAAUACAGUGAUUGGCCCAUCGCCGAUCUGACAGUUGGUUGAAAUUUGGAUUAACUUGUUUACUCAGACCUUCUGAUAUAGCACUGCGGAGAUAGUUUUGCAAAACAUACUGCUACAUCACAGCAUUAGACCAAGGACUGUAAAUGAAGUUAAAAUUCCCCAAAACGGGAAUUAAUUAAGUUUUCACUUGACUUAACAUGGUUACUCAUCUAUAAUGUAGAUAAAUGUGUAGUAAAUAUUAGCUGAUUAGACAAAGGAUGUGUUGGGUUGACGCUGAGGCCUCUAUAUUGAGGGCAGUGAACUGAUGCUCUCAACAGAUAACUACCCAGAGUUUUUUCCCAAUGUCCCCACUUGCGCUUAUGAAAUAGCCCAUCAGUGCCAGGAUUCCCACCAUUGGCUUGGCAUUUCUGAUAUGGCUGUGUUAGGAGUAUUCUGCAGUAUUCUAACAGUUUGAUGCAUGAGCGCAUAUGGAGAAGUAUACAGGAUAGUGAACAAAACAGAAUUGCCAAAAUACAACGCCAUUAUCUAAUUAUUAAUUUCAUAUUAUUAUUUUUAAUGGAAAAGGAAGUUAAAUUUGUAUAAUUUUACUUUAGAAACAGAAUUCUGUAAAUGAGCUCACUUAUGGGUCACUUAUAUGUAAGAAAAGUGAUAGCAGUGGCAGUGUAGACCUGAAAAUGUAGCCUGGUUUUGGGUGCUUUGCAUCAGUGACAGUUAUCUUUGUUGAAGAUGAUUGUGGAUUUUAUUUCCCAGCAGUGGUGGACAGGGGCUCAGGUGAUCUGAUCUGCCUGGAGGUUGCUGUGAGGUUAAAACUGAUGUGAAAUUACAUGCUUUGAUGUGGUAAAGGUUUAAGACUAUCAGUAGCUUAUCUCGUGGUGGUUUGUUAAACUGCAGACUGGACAAUCCUCAUUACUUUUAAUUUGUCCCACUCUCUCUCAGCUGUACCAGUUCUGUUGCUGAUAAAACAUGAAAUGUUACUGCCCUGAAACUACAGGCCUGUAUGUCUUGCAGACUUCUCAAUGCUUUUGUGAACAAACACAGUAUUUAGUGGGCACUUCUCACAGUGUCAAACCUAACUGGGAAUUACACUGUAAUUUUUUUGG
Molecule: messenger RNA, 4910 nt
Organism: Siniperca chuatsi (mandarin fish)
Lineage: Eukaryota; Metazoa; Chordata; Actinopteri; Centrarchiformes; Sinipercidae
Gene: gpr52
Product: G protein-coupled receptor 52
Exons: 1
Coding region: 1884-3002 (372 amino acids)
Biological process (GO): G protein-coupled receptor signaling pathway
Cellular component (GO): membrane
Molecular function (GO): G protein-coupled receptor activity
Source: RefSeq, a predicted model, not a curated record